AUGCAAGCCGAUUUGGAAGCAAUGACUCAAAGGAUGGAAGAGUCUGAUGCAGAGGAGUAUGUCUACUCUGAGGAGGAGUCUGAGAGCGAGAGAUUGAGGGAGGAAAGGAGAACCAAGAAGAGGAAUGACCCCAUUAGUAGUGAGAGUGAGCAAGGAGAGUUUGAGAUUGGGGUGAACCUUGUUCAAGAGGAGGGUGAUGGCUCUCCAAGUGAAGAAGGAAGUGAUGAGUCUGAGAGUGAAGAGGAAGGAGAGGAGGUGAAUCAAUUGGUUGAUGAGAGUGCAAGAGAGUAA
Microthlaspi erraticum is the source of this 291-nucleotide messenger RNA. The record is from the annotation of a GenBank genome assembly. Lineage: Eukaryota; Viridiplantae; Streptophyta; Magnoliopsida; Brassicales; Brassicaceae.